This is a messenger RNA of Chinchilla lanigera (long-tailed chinchilla), 4686 nucleotides long. Its product is annotated as vomeronasal type-2 receptor 116-like. The record is from RefSeq and is a predicted model, not a curated record. Gene Ontology annotation, molecular function: G protein-coupled receptor activity. NCBI's taxonomy places the organism in Eukaryota, Metazoa, Chordata, Mammalia, Rodentia, Chinchillidae. Gene Ontology annotation, biological process: G protein-coupled receptor signaling pathway. Gene Ontology annotation, cellular component: membrane. The transcript is spliced from 14 exons. The coding region runs from base 1 to 4686 and encodes 1561 amino acids.
AUGCCUGCCCUGUACUGCAGAACAGCUUCCGUGUGUCCCUGUUCUGCAGGUGUCUUGAGAAACAGGAGAUGCUGCUUCCUGGUGUCCCCAGAGGACCCCAGCUUCCUGCCCCUCCGUGUGAUUGUGUUCAUUCUCCAGGUUGUUAAUCUUGAAGUCACACUGCAGAGCCCGUUGCACAAGCGUAUGGCACAUGCUGUCCAGGCUGCCAUCACUGUCAAGGCAGGUUGGCGCGGCGGGGGUGGUGUGGCCCAGCAGGAGAAGGAGGAGAGGCCACCUGUGCUGCAGGCCUCUCACUGGCGGCACUUCACACAGGCAGCUGAGGGGGCAGCAGGCAGCAGGGUACAUGCAUGUGAACUGGCAUUUUCUACACAGGGGCACACAGGAGUGCUCUGCCCAGUGAAGGCGCAGCAGAUCCACCAAGGACAAGAGCUUUGUCUCCUCAAGAUGCAACAGAAGAGGCCCCAGCGUGGCUUCUAUGCACCUUGGGUGUCUGCAGGUGGGCAGCAAAUAGCCACUGUGGUCAGUGGUGUUGGUCAAGAAGGGGACUCGGCCCAGGCUUUUGUCCUGAUGAUGUUCUGGGGAGUGCAGAAGAGUAUUUCUGAUCACACAUUCUCGUCUGCUCUGCUUCUUGCCUUAGUGUGUACUUUUGAUAAUGAAGCCUGCCUUCGCCGAAGGAGCACCAGUGUGCACAAGGAUGGAGACGUGGUGGUUGGGUGUAUUUUGUCUCUUUAUUUCUAUAUCUACUAUACUGCAGUCUUUGACAUAAAGCCUACUAGAGAAUUCUAUUACUUCCCGCUGACGCCAAGGAACUACCAGAACUACCUGGCCUUCACUUUUGCCAUAGAAGAGAUCAACAGGAAUCCUCAUCUUUUACCCAACAUUUCUCUGGGCUAUGAGUUCCACAAUUUUAUUAGCAGUCAUUGGAUAAUGCUAGAAAGUUCCUUCAUUUUGCUCACAGGACAACAUGAAUUCCCUAAUUACAUGUGUGGGAGAGAAAGCAAGUGUGCAGCAGUACUGACAGAAAUGUCAUGGGGUACCUCGGGUCAGAUCGGAUCACUGCUGGAACUCUACAGAUUUCCACAGGUUACCUUUGGCUCAUUUGAUCCUGCACUGACUGACAGUGGCCAGUAUUCUUCUUUGCAUCAGGUGGCCCCAAAGGACACGUAUUUGGCCCUUGGCAUGGUGUCCUUGAUGCUUCAUUUCCACUGGACCUGGGUGGGCCUGCUCAUCACAGAAGGCCAGAAGGGUCUUCAGUUUCUCUCAGAUGUAAGGGCUGAGAUGGACAGGAACAGAGUCUGUGUAGCCUUUGUGAAAAUGGUGUCAACUGUGGCUGUGUCGUAUGUCUCAUUUACAAAGCAGCAUGAUGUCCUGCCUGCCAACACGGCAUCAGCCAAUGUGGUGGUUAUUUACUAUGAUACUGAUAGUACGCAUGAUGUAAACUACAACAUAGUGCAAGACUUAGUGACGUGGAAAGUCUGGGUGACAAACUCACGAUGGCAUGCUGACCUUUCUGGGAGAGAUUUCAUACUUGACUCCUUCCAUGGGACUCUUGUUUUUUCACAUCACCAUGAAGAGAUUUCUGGUUUCAAAGACUUUGUCCAGGAAGCUACCCCUUACAAAUAUCCAGAAGACACUUAUCUUUUUGUGUAUUGGUCCAAGAAUUUUGGUUGCUCCUUCUCUGAUUCUGACUGUGCCUUGAAGAACUGCACACCUAAUGCCUCUGUUGCUUGGUUGCCUCAGAAUCGCUUUGACACAGGCAUGAAUGAUGGGAGCUACAAUAUAUAUAAUGCUGUGUACGCUGUGGCACAUGCCCUGCAUGCGAUGCUUUCUGAGGAAGUACAAAGACCACCAAUGAGAAAUGGACAAGUGAUGUUUCACCACUGGCCGACUCCCCGCUCAGUGUGCAGUGACAGUUGCAAUCCUGGAUUUAGAAAAAGCCCUCAGGAGGGAAAGGCUGCCUGCUGUUUUGACUGCACCCCUUGUGCAGACAAUGCGAUCGCCAAUGGCACAGGUUUCAGGGAAAUCAGGUUUGUUUCUGAGAUGGUGUUGGAUGGUAGAGCCAGAGGACCUGGGAAACCAGAUGGCUCACCCAGGUUUCCUAAAGCCAAGGUCCCUCCUGUGCUGGUGGCAGGGUUGGUGCCAGAGGAUCUUGGCUCCCAGCUUCCUGCCUUAGUGUGUACUUUAGAUAAUGAAGCCUGCCUUCGCCAAAGGAGCACCAGUGUGCGCAAGGAUGGAGACGUGGUGAUUGGGGGCUUUUUCUCUCUUUAUGUCUAUGUGUACUAUACUGGACCUCGGUACUUUCUCUUCAGGCUUACGACCAGCAACUACCAGAAAUACCUGGCUUUCGCUUUUGCCAUAGAAGAGAUCAACAGGAAUCCUCAUCUUUUACCCAACAUUUCUCUGGGCUAUGAGUUCCAUAAUUCCAUUAGCAGUCAUUGGAUGAUGCUAGAAAAUUCCUUCAUUUUGCUCACAGGACAACACGAAAUCCCUAAUUACAUGUGUGGGAGACAAAGCAAGUGUGCAGCAGUUCUGACAGAAAUGUCAAGGGGCACCUCGGGUCAGAUCGGACCACUGCUGGAACUCUACAGAUUUCCACAGGUUACCUUUGGCUCAUUUGAUCCUACACUGACUGACAGUGGCCAGUAUCCUUCUCUCCAUCAGGUGGCCCCAAAGGACACAUGUUUAGCCCUUGGCAUGGUGUCCUUGAUGCUUCAUUUCCACUGGACCUGGGUGGGCCUGCUCAUCGCAGAAGGCCAGAAAGGUCUUCAGUUUCUCUCCGAUAUAAGAGCCGAGAUGGACUGGAACAGAGUGUGUGUAGCCUUUGUGAAAAUGAUCUCAAGUGUGGCUGUGUCCUAUGUCUCAUUUACAAAGAAGAAUGAUGUCCUGACUGCUGAUACUGCAUCAGUCAAUGUGGUGGUUAUUUACUAUGAUACUGAUAGUACAUAUGAUGUAAACUACAACAUAGUGCAAGACUUAAUUACGUGGAAAGUCUGGGUGACCAACUCACGAUGGCAGGCUGACCUGUCUGGGAGAGAUUUCAUACUUGACCCAUUCCAUGGGAUGCUUGUUUUUUCACAUCACCACAAAGAGAUCUCAGGUUUCAAAAAUUUUGUCCAGGAAGCUAGCCCUUACAAAUAUCCAAAAGACACUUAUCUUUUUAUGUAUUGGUCCAAGAAUUUCCAUUGCUCGUUCUCUGAUUCCGACUGUGCCUUGAAGAACUGCACACCUAAUGCCUCUGUGGCUUGGUUGCCUCCAAAUCGUUUUGACACAGCCAUGAGUGAUAGGAGCUACAAUAUAUACAAUGCUGUGUACGCUGUGGCCCAUGCCCUCCAUGCGAUGCUUUUGGAAGAAGUACAAAGGCCACCAAGGAGAAAUGGACAAGUGAGGAUGUUUCACCCCUGGCAGCUUCAUCGCUUUCUGAAGAACAUCCAGUUUCACAAUCCUGCUGGAGACCAAGUGAACUUGCAUGACAGAAGGAAACUGGAUUCAGAGUAUGACGUUCUCAAUUUUUGGAAUUUUCCAGAAGGCCUUAGACUGAAGGCUAAAGUAGGAACAUUUUCUUCACAUGCUCCACAUGGCCAAAAAAUGACUUUAUCUGAGGACAUGAUAGAGUGGGCCACAGGAACUGCAGAGACUCCCCGCUCGGUAUGCAGUGAGAGUUGCAAUCCUGGAUUUAGAAAAAGCCCUCAGGAGGGAAAGGCUGCCUGCUGUUUUGAUUGCAUCCCUUGUGCAGACACUGAAAUCACCAAUGACACAGAUAUGGAGCAGUGUGUGAAGUGUCCAGAUCAUCAGUAUGCCAACACUCAGAGAAACCACUGCCUGAAAAAAGCUGUGACUUUUCUGGCUUAUGAAGACCCCUUGGGAAAAGCUCUGGCUGGCACCGCCCUGAGUCUCACUGUCCUCACAGCUGCUGUUCUUGGGCUCUUUGUGAAGCACCGACACACUCCCAUCGUCAAGGCCAACAACCGGGCUCUCAGCUACACCCUGCUCAUCUCCCUCACCUGCUGUUUCCUCUGCUCCUUGCUCUUCAUUGGCCGGCCCAGCACAGCCACCUGCGUCCUGCAGCAGACCACAUUUGGAGUCGUGUUCACUGUGGCUGUUUCCUCUGUCUUGGCCAAAACCAUUACUGUGGUGCUGGCCUUUAAGGUGACUGCUCCAGGCAGAAGGAUGAGGCAGUUGCUGGUAUCAGGGGCUCCUAACUCCAUCAUCCCCAUCUGCUCCCUGAUCCAACUCACUCUCUGUGGAGUCUGGAUGGGGACAAAUCCACCCUACAUUGACAGAGACGCUCACUCUGAGCAUGGCCACAUCAUCAUCGUGUGCAACAAGGGCUCCCUCACUGCCUUCUACUGUGUGCUGGGAUACCUGGGCUCCCUGGCCCUGGCGAGCUUCACCGUGGCUUUCCUGGCCAGGAACCUGCCCGACACGUUCAAUGAAGCCAAAUUCCUGACGUUCAGCAUGCUGGUGUUCUGCAGUGUGUGGGUCACCUUCCUCCCCGUGUACCACAGCACCAAGGGGAAGGUCAUGGUGGCCAUGGAGGUCUUCUCCAUCUUGGCCUCCAGUGCGGGGGUGCUGGGCUGCAUCUUUGCUCCCAAGUGCUACAUUAUUUUGUUAAAUCCUGACAGAAAUUGUCUCCCUGGGAUCAGGGACAAAACACAUUCUGUCAGAAAGGAGCCUUGUUAUCAUUAA